UCGACGAUUGGGCCGUCACCGUAGCUGCGAAAGGUCUCCUGUCAGUCUGCCACAGCCCAACGACGACUCGGUGCACGUCAUCCGCCCAUCGAUAGCCUCGACACGAUGCCGAAUAUCAUCAAUGACAUUAAGCUCGAUUUUAAGGAUGUCUUGUUACGUCCCAAACGGAGUACACUCAAAAGCCGAUCUGAUGUGGACUUAUUCCGUGAAAUAACGUUUCGUAAUUCGAAAAGAACGUACAAAGGUAUACCAGUGAUGGCAUCGAAUAUGGACACGGUUGGGACAUUUGAAAUGGCUAGGGCAUUAUCCAAGCAUGGACUGUUCACAACGCUGCACAAGUAUUAUUCCGCCGCCGAGUGGAAGGAAUUCGCCGAGAAAAACCCAGAUUGCCUGGGAAAUGUUGCCGCCACUUCGGGAACUAGUGCUGGGGAUUUUGAGCGACUCACGUCAGUUGUCACUGCAGUUCCUGAGUUGAGUUUUAUUUGCCUGGAUGUUGCCAAUGGAUAUUCACAGCAUUUCGUGGAGUUCGUGAGGAAAGUCCGGGGACAAUUCCCUGAUCACACGAUAAUCGCCGGAAAUGUCGUGACUGGGGAGAUGGUGGAGGAAUUGAUUCUUUCUGGCGCUGAUAUUAUCAAAGUUGGCAUUGGUCCUGGGUCGGUUUGCACCACUAGAAUGAAAACAGGGGUUGGGUAUCCACAGCUGUCUGCUGUUAUCGAGUGCGCUGAUGCUGCGCAUGGAUUGAAGGGCCAUAUUAUCUCGGACGGAGGCUGUUCGUGUCCCGGAGACCUCGCCAAAGCCUUCGGAGCCGGUGCAGACUUCGUCAUGGCAGGAGGAAUGUUUGCUGGACACGACGAGUGCGGUGGUGAGGUGAUGGAGAAAAAUGGAAAGAAAAUUAAAUUAUUUUACGGAAUGGCGUCCAGCACAGCCAUGGAGAAGCAUGCCGGUGGUGUUGCCGAGUACAGAUCGUCAGAGGGAAAGACUGUGGAGGUGCCUUACAGAGGAGAAGUCGAGAAAACUGUUCUUGAUCUACUCGGAGGACUCAGGUCGGCGUGCACCUACGUCGGUGCGUCUAGAUUACGCGAAUUACCGAGACGUGCCACAUUCAUAAGAUGCACCCAGCAAUUGAAUCCAAUGUAUGGACCACCAUCGUAAACGUAGAAUUAAUUCAGACUAGUGGAAAUUCCCUCGAUGAUUAUGCCCUCAAAAAAAUUAUUGACCUAUUUAUUUUGUUUUAUUUUCUAAGCGAGUUGCUGAAGUGCUGAAAAUUGUUGUUACAUUCGCUUUUUGCCAUUUUGAGGUGCAGAUGAGUCAGAGAUAAUUAUUGCAAUUAAGCAUUUUGCCAGAAUUUAACUUUAAAGUUCUUCAGGUUUCUAAACAUGGAGGAACUGGUGAAGAGCAUGAAAUUAAAAACAUUUUCGUUAGAUAUUUAAUCCUCCAGAGAAAAUUAUUUUGACAUUCUUCAAUUAAUUCACUCAUUAUCCUGAUAAUUAACGAAUUAACAACGAAUUGGAAGGGAUUUUUGAUUAACUGAAACUCACGUGAUGAAUUCAGCCGCAAUUAUCUCGAGAACGAGUCAUCCCAGGAGAAAAUAUCAUACGACGUUUUUUGUAGAGAAUUCAAUUUCCUACAAAAAUUGUCUUGUCAUAUUUUUUUCCCUUUUGCACAUUUGCUGAGAUAUUUGCAAAAAACUAGAAACAAAUUUUUUGCUCUUUACCACUUGCUCGUGAAAUUUCUUCUUAAAUCAAUUAAUUAAUCAAUUAAAGUGAGUCCAUGUCUUUUCAACUACUUCAGUGACGGAUGGCGGUCAUUGAUGUGUGCAUUAAGUUAUUAAUUGGAGCAAUUUUUUUUUGUUCUGCAUUGUUUAUUGAAUUGUGCGUCCAAAAAGUCGAAAUAUAGUAAAAAAAAUUGAAUUAAUUGAAAACUCAAUUGAAAAAUUCAAGUUAAAUUAUCGACAUUG
Diachasma alloeum is the source of this 1957-nucleotide messenger RNA. Its product is annotated as GMP reductase 1. The coding region runs from base 106 to 1152 and encodes 348 amino acids. Gene Ontology annotation, biological process: nucleotide metabolic process. Lineage: Eukaryota; Metazoa; Arthropoda; Insecta; Hymenoptera; Braconidae. The transcript is spliced from 6 exons. Gene Ontology annotation, cellular component: GMP reductase complex. Gene Ontology annotation, molecular function: GMP reductase activity. The record is from RefSeq and is a predicted model, not a curated record.